AUGUUCGAGAAAAGCCAGACCCAGGUUCCCGUCGUUCGGGAAAAUAAUGAUAAAGGGAUGACAUCUCUCACAGGCCAUGCUUAUCGAGCGUGUGACCCAGCCAUCCAUGGUUCUGGUCUAGCAGAUUUUUUGGGUCAACUAAGCACAGCCUUCAGCCGUAUCAUUAUGAACGGACUACGUCUGUACCGGUCUCAGACUGGUAUAUUUGAAGGUGUGAUGAAACCUGGGCCUCGUUGGAAGCCGAUAAAAUUCCUCCAGAAUGUCAAGAGCCACGACAAUGGCUACAUGAUCGAGAAUGCCGGCAACACCAAUGAUCUUUCGGGUGUUCUAUGCAUUCCUCCGGGAUAG
Molecule: messenger RNA, 348 nt
Organism: Histoplasma capsulatum G186AR
Lineage: Eukaryota; Fungi; Ascomycota; Eurotiomycetes; Onygenales; Ajellomycetaceae
Exons: 3
Coding region: 1-348 (115 amino acids)
Source: RefSeq, a predicted model, not a curated record